GCUCAAUGGAUUUUGUUCUAAUUUCUGGUUUCCAGUACUACUCAUUAUUUGCGGACCUCAUGGGGCCUAUUCCAUGCUACUGAAUCGAUUUCCACUGCAGAGUGUGGUUUUACGUUCACGUUCACUAGCAGUUUAUUCGAGAAAGAUGGCUCAGCAGAAUGCUGCGAUAUCAACGGAUAAGUCCGGCAAUAUCAUCUUGAAAAUCUUAGCAAAACCUGGUGCGAAAGUCAGCGCUGUGACAGAUGUUGGAGAAUCAGAGAUUGGCGUAGCAAUAGCUGCUCCUGCACGUGAAGGAGAAGCAAACGAAGAGCUCAUCGAUUAUAUGCGAGGUGUUCUUGGCCUGAAGAAGAGCGAAUUGUCGCUUGAUAAGGGUGGUAAAUCACGCUCGAAAACGCUUUUGAUAACGUCAUCGCGCAUCACUUCAGAGCAAGUUGUCGCGAAGUUGAAGGCGGCUGCUGGUGAUUGAAUGUUAUCAAGCAGUGCAAAGCUGCAGACAUGCCGCGCGCACUUACGACUUUAC
Cylicocyclus nassatus is the source of this 520-nucleotide messenger RNA. NCBI's taxonomy places the organism in Eukaryota, Metazoa, Nematoda, Chromadorea, Rhabditida, Strongylidae. The record is from the annotation of a GenBank genome assembly.